Paramacrobiotus metropolitanus is the source of this 2517-nucleotide messenger RNA. RefSeq lists its product as uncharacterized. NCBI's taxonomy places the organism in Eukaryota, Metazoa, Tardigrada, Eutardigrada, Parachela, Macrobiotidae. The record is from RefSeq and is a predicted model, not a curated record. The coding region runs from base 276 to 2297 and encodes 673 amino acids. The transcript has 3 exons.
GAUAAAGUAAUCGUGCCAGCUUACCCAGUUCUGAGUUUUCUGACUGCGUCUAAACUUUGUGUAGGCUGUAAACUAAGUGUGAGUUUUCAAACAAGGAGUAGUUAUCAUACUGUUGCAUGUCUCCGUGUGCGGUGCCUUAUAAGGCGAUGUAAUUGCGCAUUGCACAGCACAUGUGUACCUGCUAUACUUGAAGCUCGUCCGAAUUUUAGUAUAUGCUAUAUGAGACGUAUUCUCAACCGUAUGUAAAAAAUCUGCAAAUCGAAUAAUUCAGAAAAAUGGCUGCUGUGGCCCAGGAAAACAUGACCGCUACUUCGGCACCGGACAAGAAGAAAGAGUUAAGAAUAGGAGUGGAUAUCGGAUUCAAGAAGAUCUCGGUUUCUGUUUAUGAAGAUGGAGUGCCUCGGAUCCUGGCCACGUUUCCGUCCAUAACAGCCUACACUACAGACCAGACUGAAUGGCAUUUCGGCACGACAGCACGCAGCUAUUUAAAUGAAGAAAACUACAUCUACAUUGUUUCUGUUAAGAAAAUGCUGCUUGCGUACGUUUCCGGUCAAAAGGACGCCAUUUUUCCGUUGCUGUUAGAACGAUUAUUUAAACAUGUCAAGUUGAUCGCGGAGACGGAACAAGGUGACAGCUUGCAAAGUGUAGCAGUCGUACUGCCCCAUGGGUUCUAUCACUAUCCAGAAAUCCGCUAUCUGAUAUUCACCGCUUGGCAAAAAAACGGUGUAAGUGACCUUAUAUGCAUUUCGGAUACGUCGGCCAUCUUAUUAACCUACAUCGCGCAGACGCUGGACCGACAGGCGCUCAUUAAGAACACAGCCGAACACUACAAUUUGAUCGUGUGCAUUGCAAAUUAUCAGCAUUUUCAGGUGGACGUCUUUGAAAUCAUCCACAACAAUUACGUCGUCAAGUAUCAAAGUAAUACAUGUGUUGUAUGGCACAGUCUGGGUAACAUGCGUAGGCGCAUGCUGGAUAUGGUUUACAAACAACUACAAAGCGUCGGAAUGCGUCCGUUGGAUAGUCGGUCGCUGGCUGAGUUCGAGGAAGAGUUAAUGACGAAGGUGGCUCUUUUCAACGAAUCUCGGACCGACAAGAUUAUGGUUCGCGCACCCUUCCAGAACGUUUCGGUGGCCGUAACACGGGAUGCUUAUGAUACGAUUACGGUCCCUGCUAUCGAUGAAAUCAGGAAACACAUAGUGUCGGAGCUCACACGUUUCGGGAUAAUGGAUCCAGGAACACAGAAAAUCUUCGGCAAAGUGGAAGUGCUAUUGGUUGGUGAAAAUUCUCGCCUCUCGCAGCUCCGUGACGCUUUAACGAGCUUAUUAAACACACAGCUGAAUGAAGGAGUGGUCAGCUACGUUGACGACGCGGAGGCUUUCGGUGCCGCUACAGCCAUCUAUUUGGCAGGAGUCAGUCAGCAUAUCGAUAAACAGCAUCUCCUCUUUCGACUGCAAGAAGGCCUUGUGCUGAACAUGGGGAAAAUUCUCAAUACGUUUCUCCCAUUAGAUGAGACCAGGGCUGUGGUACAACCAGCGCGAGAUGUGUUUGUCACUGAUCUUCCCGCCAUUCGGAUACCUGGACAGCUGGUCAUGGGGAACCCGAAAGAUCUAGUUGAAAUUUCUGAUUUUUACAUCGUGCUGUCCACUCAGGCCACCAGCACUCUCAAACUGCAUUAUGUCGAACUCGAAGGCAAUAUACAAGGUCAGACGGUGACCUUUAUGCGCGCUCUAUUAGGCACGGAUAUUCUUAUUAAGCUGAGAAAAACAAGUGGCCAGUCGUCUAAAGAAUACCUGCAUUUAUACGCUAUAAUUAAACAUCCUGACACUCCUGGUUGGAAUAACCUAUGGGUUUUUGCGCACGACACUACAGGAUACGACCGGUUCAUGGCAGAAUACGACGUCAGGCUACGGGAAAUGAUGAAGGCGUUCCCAUCUUUAAUGGAUACAAGAGAACCAAGCGAGGUGGGUCCAUCUUUCCAUACGUAUGUGGCCCUCGUUUCGGAUCAACUGGACAGCAAGCAUUCAUAUAACGCUCCUACAAAUAAGUAUCACGCCAGUAUGGUUGCCGUCAACACCAAAUCUCCGCGUGGUGCUGCUAUCAUAAUAAAACAGUGCCAAGAAGUGACUGAGAAGCUCCAGGUGGUGGAUAACACCUUUAUUGUUGAACCUCCUUAUGGAAUCCGGAAAUCGUCCGGUGAAAGCGACACGGUCAUUAUUGAGUUCGCUUCACAAGUUUGUAUGCGGAUACGUUUCCCAACUGAAGCAUCGCGUAAAGCAUUCCUUAAUGCAAAGCCAUAAAUUUUUGCCAUCGCAAUAAGCGGAGUUUCAAUGAAAUUACCAGGGCACCUCUAGGUUAUUUUUAUACAAAUCUGUCAUUUCAAAGAUACGUUAGCUGUCUUGUUAUUUGUUUUAUUUAAGCACAUUUAUUACAUAAUUUUUACUGCAGUGGUUGUAAUAGGUUGUUUCCAAAUUUUCCAGUGUUGUUUAUAUCUCUGAUAAUGAAUUUUAAUUGACGUUA